This is a messenger RNA of Malaya genurostris, 2950 nucleotides long. RefSeq names its product ribitol 5-phosphate transferase FKRP. Gene Ontology annotation, biological process: protein O-linked glycosylation via mannose. Gene Ontology annotation, cellular component: Golgi apparatus. The record is from RefSeq and is a predicted model, not a curated record. The transcript has 3 exons. NCBI's taxonomy places the organism in Eukaryota, Metazoa, Arthropoda, Insecta, Diptera, Culicidae. Bases 721 to 2520 code for a protein of 599 amino acids.
UGCUCGUGCAGUUCGCGUUUUCCCGUCCAUACGUGUGGAGGCGCAUGUUGGUUGGCCCUUUUCCAACGGAACAAGUAAAGUAAGACAAAAACAAAGUGUAUACUUUUUUAUGGUGUGACUUAAUGAGCUUUCACCACCUUUAACAUUUGCGUGAAAGUUGGUUGAGAUUUUGUUUUCCAUACGCAGAGCUGUUGGGCAUUCGGAGAAUGUGCACAAUCUUCAGAGACACUGCAAAUUGUGGAAGUGUGAUUUCAAGGCGUAAUGGCGUACCUUUUAUGAAAGUGUCUAGCGAAAAGGAAAAGCAGAAGAAUUUUGUGCGGUUUUGAGAAAAUUCGCAAGAAUGUUGAACGCUUGUCGGAUUGUCAGACGUGAAGUGUUUGCUUUCCGAAAAAAAACACUCGAUGGUGUCAUGGUGAGUGGAAUGGAGUAGGACGAUCCGGAAAAAAAUGGAUUGUUUGCUGAUUAAUGUCAAGUGAUGUACUUCAGCGUUGCUCCUAGCACUAUUCGAUGGAACAUCUAUAUAUGUACUCGGAUGAAAAAGUGGCUCUAUUACGAAUUCCACGUUUGUUCUCUAUCAUCAUGGGAAAAGUUUGUCCUUCCGAUGGCUCAUGCACGGUGGCUAUGCGGCGGAGCCCCGAGGGAACGCAGCUGAAAAUCAGUGAAGCAAAACGUUUCAAUUCAUAAUCUGGAGAGCGUGGAAAGUGAGCAGCAUUGAAUAAAAUGCGUAUGAAAUAUGGAAAACUGUUUAUCAUUUUUAUGAUUUGCUUUAAUUUGGUGGUGUUUUAUUAUUCGUGGAAAUACUUCCUGACGAGCACAACUUUUAUGACGGAUGCGUUCGGGAAAAGCUUUGACAAGGAGCUGAUCGAACAGAUCGGUGCAAUCAGAAGUGAAGAAGUAGUGCAUUCAGAGUCAAUUCAAGUAACAGUAGAACGGGAAAGGUUGCGAGCAACAAAGUUAACAAAGUUUAGUCGCAUUCGUGACCGCAUACAAAACACAAACAAAUACCUUCGUAAAAGUAUCACCAUAGUUUUUCGGGAUUUUUAUGACUUUGAUAAUGAUUUGAUGCAAUCGAUUGCCAGUGUAACCAAUCUGAUACCCAACAUACCCAUCUUUGUCAUCUCUCCGGAUAUGCCGUAUCCGCCGUUGGAUAUUUUCACCAGCCCGGGACAGUCCGGAAACCAGACCAACUGGUUCGAAAAGGAAAGCAACGUUAAAUUCUUCAGUCUCGGUUACGACAUUACCAAACCGCUAAAGGAUACUUUGCCGAUUUUGCAGAUCAAAACCAAAUACACUCUGUUUAUGCCGGAUGGAGUCCGUCUCAAUGGUCGUUCCCUGCUGUCCCGAUUACUACAGGAGAUAAGCACGCCCUCCACCGAUGACUUAUUGCUUCAGCAGCAUCAAAAUCUGCUGCUAAAGCAGAACAAUCAAAUAGUAGAACACAAAAUCGAUCUGAAUCAGAAACCAGAGCACAGGAUAGUAGUGGUCCCGUUCGCUUCUAACCAGAAAGCGGCAUCGAACUGCUGCAAUCUGCAGCUGGAUCUGCCCAACUGGACACUGGAAUAUGUAACCGGCAACGGAACCGAUAGCUGUGACAUGUACAAACAGAAGCACGCAAUUCUCAUCGAAUCAGCGCUGCUGAAAGAAAUGCCUGAUGCAUUAUCGUCCCCGUUUCCUGAGCUGUUCUACAUUCAGGCGAAACUAGCCAACAUAAAGAAAAUCCUCCUGAACGCGUCGUUCCAGGACGGAAGAAAGCUCUUCACGUCCUAUCAUACCAAAACUAAGAGGCGUAAUUUGCGCAAAGAGCAAUUCAAGAUGCUCUAUCGUAAACUACAAAUCAAAAAGGUAGUCCGCAAGAACUACCUGCACGACAAGUCGAAGAUCAGCAAACGAAAAUUAAUAAAAAGCUUCGAACAUAACAAUCAAACCAUUUCGCUGCUGACGGAAAUCACCUUCUAUGGGUGUGAAAAGCAAACCAAGAGCUGCAUCGGUCAGGUGUAUAAUUCACAGCCGUUUUAUCUGUAUCUCGGCCGGCACACUCCCCCAUGCUGUCUGGACAAGCUGAAGACCAUCUUCCGGCACGUGGUCGAUGAAUUCGAAAACGUCGGCAUUCGCUACUGGUUGGAUAACUAUGCACUCAAAAAUGCUAUCGAAUUGAAAACACUUUCACCGGAUGCCUACGAAAUAGACAUCAGCUUCAACAGCGAUGACAUACAGAGAUCCGUGGCGCUUCGCAAGGCCCAGUCCAAACCGUACACCGAUGGCGAAGGCUUCUACUGGCUGAAGGCAACCGACGGUCACUACUUCCGGGUGCAGUACUCAAAAGCUAACCAGAUUGCGGUUAAUUUACUACCAUUCGACCUAAGCGGCGAGGUGGUCCGACCGAAUGGAUUCUACGGCUGGAAGGCGAAGAAAUUUUCGGUGGAAUUUUUACACCCCAUGUCGACGGUAGUCUUCCUCAGCAAGCCCAUCAUGUGUCCCAACAACGUGGUGGAGUACUUGGAAACGAAGAACGUGAAAUAGAUGCCCGAGACUGUUACGAGGAUAGUGAUGGGAAACAUUCAGUUCCUGUGAUAGAUUGGUGCUGUACAUUCCAUGCUUCAGUGGAUUUUCGAGAUGAUAGCAAUCGAACGGAUUUGUGAACGAUUGUUAGUUAGCGCAAGACUGUUUUGGAUAAGUACAAUGUUUUAGCUGAUUUUAAUUGCUUCAAUCAAAAAUACUUCGUAUAUGCUAGCUGGCAAUAUUAGAAAUCAAAUAGAUGAUAGAUAGAUGAGAUGACAAUAGUUUCCCUACCAUUAACAUUAGUUAUUAGCUAGUUUUUGGAGGAAAAGUCAGAAAAUGCAGAAGAAUUGAAUACAGAGCUGUGCAAAUAUUAACUCCAACUUGAAAAAGAAAUAAGUUCAUGUUAACAGGUAAUAAGAAUUUAUUAGGCGUUUCAAAUAAAUAGUAAUAG